Tarenaya hassleriana is the source of this 2064-nucleotide messenger RNA. Its product is annotated as probable protein phosphatase 2C 52. The coding region runs from base 496 to 1914 and encodes 472 amino acids. The record is from RefSeq and is a predicted model, not a curated record. Gene Ontology annotation, biological process: protein dephosphorylation. Gene Ontology annotation, molecular function: protein serine/threonine phosphatase activity. NCBI's taxonomy places the organism in Eukaryota, Viridiplantae, Streptophyta, Magnoliopsida, Brassicales, Cleomaceae. The transcript has 6 exons.
AAGUUAACUUCAAAGCAUGCAAGCUUUGAUCUUUCUUUCAUGAGACCCAACACAAAAAAGAAGGGAAAAAAAGGGAGGGGUUCUGUGGGGGAGGCUCUGUUUCCUCUCUCUCUCUCUCUCUCUCUCUCUCUCUCUCUCUCUGUGCUUUUUGAUCAAUUAAUGAGAUCACCCAUCUAUACAGCUACACAGCACAAACUCUCUCUCUGGCUCUCUCUCUCUCUCUCUCGCACUCUCACACUGUGUUCCGUGAAACAACUGUUCUUGAUUUCCAGGGCUCCCAAAAGCUCAUAGUCCCAAUGGCUUGUCUUUGACCAAGAUUUGAAGAAAAGGGUUGCCCACAGUUUUCAAUAUAAAAAGCUGGUGGAAAGCUCGUAGCUUUGACUAAAUCUGCAGCUGCUAAAGUAUUCCGUUUUGGCACAAAAAGGAGACUUUGUUCUUGUUAAGUCUAGGAUCGGAUCUAGGACUGUAUGUUAUACGCCUCUGCAGAAUCUAACAAUGGGGGGUUGUGUAUCAACUAGUGGCAAGAGUACAUGCAGUAACAGGAGCAAUGGGGAGCCAUUGCCUCCACCAUGUCUUGGCAUCGGUUUUUGCAGAAGAAGACGCACCAAGAGAACGUUUUCAGACCACAUCGUUUCACUUCAGAACUUGGCUUCCAUCCCGAAUCGGAUCUUCACCAGUGGGAAGAGCAGGACUUCUUGCAUUUUCACUCAGCAGGGGCGGAAGGGGAUAAAUCAGGAUGCCAUGAUUGUGUGGGAGGAUUUUAUGUCUGAAGAUGUGACAUUCUGCGGCGUGUUUGAUGGUCAUGGCCCUUAUGGUCAUCUUGUUGCCCGUAAAGUGAGAGACGCAUUGCCUGUGAAGUUGAUGUCGUUUUUGCACUCGAUUCAGUCAAAUCAAAACACAUCUAGAGGAUCUUGUUUCAGAAGAAGUUCAAGCAAAUCUGAUGUCCGACAGGCUGAGAAAGAUGGAUCUGCUGAGGAUAAACUGAAUUGCUUGUGGAGAGAAGCGUUUUUGAAAUCAUACAAGGCCAUGGAUAAGGAGCUGAGAUCGCAUCCUAAUCUGGACUGCUUCUGCAGUGGCAGCACAGCUGUUACAAUUGUGAAACAGGGGUCCAAUCUUUUCAUGGGAAGCAUUGGGGAUUCUCGGGCAAUCCUUGGAUCCAAAGAUAGUAAUGAUUCCAUGGUGGCAAUUCAGCUAACAGUUGAUCUGAAGCCCGACUUACCUAGGGAAGCUGAGAGGAUCAAACGCUGUAAAGGUCGUGUCUUUGCUCUGCAAGACGAGCCAGAGGUGCCACGAGUUUGGCUGCCGUUUGAUGAUGCACCUGGGCUAGCCAUGGCUCGGGCAUUUGGCGAUUUCUGUCUUAAAGAGUACGGAGUCAUCUCGAUACCUGAGUUUUCUCACCGGGUUCUUACAGAUAGAGAUCAGUUCAUAGUUCUUGCAUCAGAUGGAGUCUGGGAUGUAUUGAGCAAUGAAGAAGUGGUUGAGAUCGUGGCAUCGGCUCCGAGCCGGGCAUCAGCUGCUAGGAUCUUGGUGGAUUCAGCUGCACGAGAAUGGAAGCUCAAGUACCCCACUUCGAAAAUGGAUGAUUGUGCAGUGGUGUGCUUGUUUCUGGAUGGAAAGAUGGAUGCAGAGUCAGAUUAUGAGGACCAGGGCUUCUCUUCUGCGACGAUUCAGAGCAAUCACUCGGGAAAUGCAGGAGAAUCAGACGACGGCCAGAGAUCAGAGCCGUGUCUCCAGAGAAACUUCACUGUCAGAUCAGAUCAAGAUAAUGAUACUUAUGGGAAAAUUCAGACAGAGAUUGAUGCAGAGGAGGAAAAAACUGCAGAAGAUCAGAACUGGUCGGGUCUAGAAGGCGUUACCCGUGUGAACUCGCUCGUUCAGCUUCCGAGAUUCUCUCAAGAGAAACCAAGGCCUUGAAAUGAACAUGAAUUGUAUUUUGUUUUGCAAGUGCCUUGAGCAUUGUGAACUGAGGGGCUUAAUUUGCUAUGCUCAGGUGGAAUUCUGUCUUUUUUUUAUGUAUUGUAUUUUCAGAACAGGUUUGGUUAUCAAUUCAAAUGUACAUGUCCA